This is a messenger RNA of Truncatella angustata, 546 nucleotides long. RefSeq lists its product as uncharacterized. The transcript has a single exon. Bases 1 to 546 code for a protein of 181 amino acids. NCBI's taxonomy places the organism in Eukaryota, Fungi, Ascomycota, Sordariomycetes, Amphisphaeriales, Sporocadaceae. The record is from RefSeq and is a predicted model, not a curated record.
AUGCCAUUCAACGCACCACUCUCACUCAAGGCCGUCCUUCUGGCCGGCCUCUUCACCUUCGCUAUGGCUGCCCCCGUGCCAUGCCAGGUCUGCGAGCAGACCAAUGUUCCUGUUCCUACUACCGACUCAAAGAGGGCAAUAGACAGCCUGGUAGUCGACGCAACGACUUUGGUUGAAAGAGAUCCGGCCGACCCCGAUUGCCAGGUCUGCGAGCAGAAUGGUGUUCCUGCUGCUGACUCCAAAAGAGCCAUUGAUGCUGUUGUGAUCGAUAUCAAGCCGGUAAUGGAGAGAGAUGAUACCGAUCCGGACUGCCAAGUCUGUGAAAUAAACGAUGUGCCUACUGAGGUAUACGAGAGGGCGACCGAGGAGAUUGUGGUUGAGGAACGGGACCUUGCCGAUCCUGACUGUCAAGUCUGCGAGCAAACCGAGGUCCUCCCCGCCGACUCGAAAAGGGCCGUUGAGGAGGUCGUGGUCGAGGAGAGAGACACUGCCGACCCCGACUGCCAGGUCUGCGAACAGACCGGUAUUCCUGCUGCCACUUCAUAA